AUGGCGAAUCAGUUUAAUGCUUUUGCAAGGGCAGAGGAAUUAAUCUCUAGUCCAUUCUUCGUUCAUCCUGGUGAGAGUCCCUCGCUCGUUCUUGUUUCAAAUUUGCUUACUGAAAGCAAUUAUCAUUCCUGGUAUAUAUCUAUGAGAAUGUCUUUGAUUUCUAAGAAUAAAUAUAAGUUUGUUGAUGGAUCUAUUGUUCCUCCUCUACGCAAUGAUGAAAUUUUUGCUGUUUGGGAAAGGUGUAAUACCUUAGUUAUGUUCUGGUUAUAUAGAUCUGUUUCACAGACUAUUGCUGAUAGUGUAUCUUGUAUGGAUAGUGCAUUAGAAAUCUGGAAUGACUUGAAAGAUCGUUUGUCUUUGGGAGAUGCUUGUAGAAUUGGAGAUUUACAAGAAGAAUUCUUUACAUAUAAGCAGAAUACACUUAGUGUUAAUGAGUAUUUUACUCAUCUGAAAACAAUUUGGGAUGAACUGAAGAGCCUUAGAUCUUUACCUUUAUGUACCUGUGAGCCUAAAUGUUCUUGUGGUCUAAUUGAGACAGUUGAGAAGAAUACAUCUAAUGAUCAUGUGAUAAGAUUUGUAAAGGGAUUGAAUGACAGUUUUGGAACAAUUAAAACACAAAUCUUGAUGAUGAAACCAUUACCAAAGAUAAACAAAGCAUUCUCCAUGGCAGUUCAAUUUGAAAGACAGUUGAUAGGCUUUAGGGUCAAACCAACAGUUGAUGCAAAUGCUUUUAUGGCCAAAGGUUUUUAUGAAGCCAAUUAUGAUGACUCUGGUUAUGAGUCUAAUGUCUGUUAUGCUAGAGGGAGAGGCAUUAAUAGUUACAGAUCUGGAAAUGUUAGAGGAAGAGGUAAUUACAUGCCAAUUCCAGCCUUGAAGCAGAAAUUAUGUUCAUAUUGUGGACUUACAAAUCAUACUAUUGAUUACUACUACAAGAAACAUGGCUAUCCUCCUGGAUUUCAACCAAAAUUCAGAGGAGAAAGUAGCUAUGCAAACCAGAUACAACUUGCUGAGCAACAAUAUCAAGAUCCAUCAGAAGAGCAAGCUGAAAUUUACAGAGAUGCACAUAGAACAAACUUGCAUGCACAGCAAGAAAUGCAUAACAAUCAGAUUUUUCCUUUCACCCCUGAUCAGUAUCAGAAAAUCAUGAGCCUCAUACAACCUCAAGAAAUUGAAACUGUAGCUCACAUUAACUCUCUCUCAGCUACUUUUCAGCCCAACAUAGAAGAACAAGGUACUAUGCAUACUUGUUACUUCUCUGCUAAAGGUUAUAGAGAUACAUGGAUCUUGGAUACUGGUGCAACAGAUCACAUAAUCUGCAAUUUAAAGUUUUUUAAAACUUUUAAAGAAGUCUCAAAUGUUCAUGUCAAGCUUCCAACAGGACAAUUGAUUCCUGUUUCUCACAUUGGUUCAGUUCAGCUAAAUCCUAACCUGUUGUUAUGCAAUGUUCUUUUUGUGCCUCAUUUCAACUUCAACUUGAUCUCUGCAAGCAAGUUGACAGACAACAGGAAAUUACUCUUAUGA
Molecule: messenger RNA, 1521 nt
Organism: Mercurialis annua (annual mercury)
Lineage: Eukaryota; Viridiplantae; Streptophyta; Magnoliopsida; Malpighiales; Euphorbiaceae
Exons: 1
Coding region: 1-1521 (506 amino acids)
Source: RefSeq, a predicted model, not a curated record